Messenger RNA from Nannospalax galili (Upper Galilee mountains blind mole rat), 3768 nucleotides. RefSeq names its product leucine rich repeat neuronal 1 (gene Lrrn1). Bases 810 to 2960 code for a protein of 716 amino acids. The record is from RefSeq and is a predicted model, not a curated record. The transcript has 2 exons. NCBI's taxonomy places the organism in Eukaryota, Metazoa, Chordata, Mammalia, Rodentia, Spalacidae. Gene Ontology annotation, molecular function: protein binding.
AGCUGACUGCUUUUGCUUACACCAGGUGCACGCCGGCUGCGGGGAGCACAAAGCGGGGCGCACCGAGGGCGCUGGCAGCAAGCGGUGGAGCGAGGCGAGGCCCGUGCGCCCGGGGCUGCAGCGCCUGCCGGGUGGGGACAGGGGCCCGCAGCGUCAGCUGGGGCGGCGGCAUCCUCGCGAGGGCAUCCCUAGGCUCCUCAGGCGCCUUCCGUGGGACUCGAUCGUUCACUGCCCCGCCCUCUGCACCCCAGUUCUCCUACCCUCCUUCCCAAUCCUGCCUGUCUCUACCCCGGCUCUCAAGAGCUGGAUUUAGCCCAGCACAGCCCCGCUCAGCAGCUGUUGCUCGGGUCCCUGCCUCGCCUUGCAUCUUGGUGCUCUGCCGGGGGUCCCUCAAGGAGUCUGUGCGCGCUGCGGACUGGGAGGAGGCGCCGCUCCAACCGCUGCUGCUCCUCAGCCUCUAGCUGCUACUGCUGCUGCCGCGGGCGCCCGGUCGGUGCGCACCCCAACAUCCUCGCCCGCCAGCCUGGCCUUAGGAUACAUCUCCAGACUUUGAUUUGGCCGAAGUAACUCACUAGAAGACCUGUGCACAUGCUUGGAAUUGAGUGACACAGUUUUCAGAUUUCAGAUGCUUCCUACCUUUUAAUAAGUGCAAAAAAAACAUCCAUUCAGACUCUGGAAUUCUGUACAUUUCAACACAGACUUGUUGAAUGUUUACAUUUUCUGCUUGCUGUUCUACUUAACACUCAAUAGUGUUCACACCUUGUUCAAACUCACGACCAUCAAGAACUGAGUGUGUUCUGCAAGCCACCAUGGCCAGAUUGAGCAUUGGGAUAGCAGCUUGCCGAAUGGUGCUGGGCUUGAUGAUGACCUCAUUAACUGAGUCUUCCAUACUGAAUAGCGAGUGUCCCCAACUUUGUGUGUGUGAAAUCCGUCCUUGGUUUACCCCACAGUCCACAUAUAGAGAAGCCACCACUGUUGAUUGUAAUGACCUCCGCCUAACAAGGAUCCCCAGCAACCUCUCCAGUGACACACAAGUGCUUCUCUUACAAAGCAAUAACAUUGCCAAGACCGUGGAUGAACUUCAGCAGCUUUUCAACUUGACUGAGCUAGAUUUCUCCCAGAACAACUUUACGAGUAUCAAGGAGGUAGGGCUGGCAAACUUGACCCAGCUCACAACUCUGCAUCUAGAAGAAAAUCAGAUUUCAGAGAUGAGUGAUUACUGUCUGCAAGACCUCUACAACCUUCAAGAACUCUAUAUCAACCACAACCAGAUUAGCAUGAUUUCUGCUAAUGCCUUUUCUGGCUUGAAAAAUCUUUUAAGGCUCCACCUGAAUUCCAACAAAUUGAAAGUGAUUGAUAGUCGUUGGUUUGAUUCUACCCCCAACCUGGAAAUUCUCAUGAUUGGGGAAAACCCUGUGAUUGGAAUUCUGGAUAUGAACUUCAGACCUCUCUCCAACUUAAGAAGCUUAGUUUUGGCAGGGAUGUACCUCACGGAUGUUCCUGGAAAUGCCUUGGUAGGCUUGGAUAGCCUGGAGAGCCUAUCUUUUUAUGAUAACAAACUGAUCAAAGUCCCUCAACUUGCCCUGCAAAAAGUUCCAAAUUUGAAAUUCUUAGACCUCAACAAAAAUCCCAUUCACAAAAUCCAAGAAGGAGACUUUAAAAAUAUGCUUCGAUUAAAAGAACUUGGAAUCAACAAUAUGGGGGAGCUGGUUUCGGUGGAUCGCUAUGCCCUGGAUAACUUGCCUGAACUGACAAAGCUAGAAGCGACCAAUAACCCCAAACUGUCAUACAUCCACCGGUUGGCUUUCCGAAGUGUCCCAGCCCUAGAAAGCUUGAUGCUGAACAACAAUGCCUUGAACGCCGUUUACCAAAAGACAGUAGAAUGCCUUCCCAAUCUGCGUGAGAUAAGCAUCCACAGCAAUCCACUGCGGUGUGACUGUGUCAUCCACUGGAUUAACUCCAACAAAACCAACAUCCGCUUCAUGGAGCCCCUCUCCAUGUUCUGUGCCAUGCCUCCUGAAUACAGAGGACAGCAGGUGAAGGAAGUGUUGAUCCAGGACUCAAGCGAACAGUGCCUGCCAAUGAUAUCUCAUGACACAUUCCCAAAUCAUUUAAACAUGGAGAUUGGCACAACAGUUUUCCUAGACUGUCGGGCCAUGGCUGAGCCAGAACCAGAAAUCUAUUGGGUCACUCCCAUUGGAAAUAAAAUAACCAUAGAAACCCUUUCAGAUAAAUACAAGCUAAGCAGUGAGGGUACCUUGGAGAUAUCAGAUAUACAGAUUGAAGAAUCAGGAAGGUAUACGUGUGUGGCCCAGAAUGUCCAAGGAGUAGACACUCGAGUGGCAACAAUUAAGGUGAAUGGAACCCUUCUAGAUGGUGCCCAGGUGCUGAAAAUAUACGUCAAGCAGACAGAAUCUCAUUCUAUUUUAGUGUCUUGGAAAGUUAACUCCAAUGUCAUGACAUCAAACUUAAAGUGGUCAUCUGCUACCAUGAAGAUUGACAACCCCCACAUAACGUACACAGCCAGGGUUCCGGUAGAUGUUCACGAAUACAACUUAACACACCUUCAGCCUUCUACAGAUUAUGAAGUGUGUCUCACGGUGUCCAACCUCCACCAGCAGACUCAAAAGUCCUGCGUCAAUGUCACAACCAAAAAUGCUGCUUUCACCUUGGACAUCUCAGACCAAGAAACCAGCACAGCCCUUGCUGCAGUUAUGGGGUCCAUGUUUGCUGUCAUCAGCCUUGCAUCCAUCGCUAUAUACAUUGCCAAAAGGUUUAAGAGAAAAAACUACCACCAUUCACUGAAAAAGUAUAUGCAGAAAACAUCUUCCAUCCCUUUGAAUGAGCUGUACCCGCCGCUCAUUAACCUCUGGGAAGGUGACAGCGAAAAGGACAAAGAAGGCGCUGCAGACACCAAGCCAACCCAGGUUGACACAUCCAGAAGCUAUUACAUGUGGUGACUCAGUGGCUAUUUUGCUUCUGGUAGUAAGGAGCACAAAGACGUUUUUGCUUUAUUCUGCAAAAGUAACAAGUUGAAGACUUUUGUAUUUUUUGACUUUGCUAGUUUGUGGCAGAGUGGAGAGGACUGGGUGGAUAUUUCCAAAUUUUUUAGUAUAGCGUAUCGCAAGGGUUUGACACGGCUGGCAGUGACUCUGAGCUUCCAGUUUGUGUUUGGUUUUUAUUCUUAUCAUUAUUAUGAUUAUUAUAUUAUAAUUAUUAUUAUUAUUUUGUUUUAGUUGAUGUGCUAAACUCAAUAAUGCUGUCCUAACUACAGUGCUCAAUAAAAUGAUUCAUGACAGGUGGGGGUUCCCUGUACUUGACCCCUUCUGAAGCCAUCAGUACAAAGAACCGUGUCCUCCCAAAAGCUAACAUACAGUUCUGAAGCAGCAUUAAACCUUUCGUAGCAAUCUGGUCUACAGACUUUUCACUCGAGCUAAGACUAGACUUGUUACCUUAUUGAAUGUUAGUUGACUGUACUGUAAUGUUGUAUCAACUGAAUUGAAUGUUUGCCUUUUAGCAACUACUUUUCUUUCCUUCUUCCUCUUUCUUUUGUAAUAGUUAAAGAGGCUUAGAACCAGCUAACAGGCAAUAGAAAUAUGUAUAUCAGAUUUUUUAAUGUAACAAACUACAUGUUAAUUGUUACUGUAUUCUUUUUAUCUUUAGUAGACACUUUUAAAAAGCAAAGAUGAUUUUGUUGUGUUUAACUCACCAACACGUGGUGUGUAAUGAAGACAGAACUAUAAUAAACUAGUUUUGUUCUGAUUUUUU